Molecule: messenger RNA, 1356 nt
Organism: Zygotorulaspora mrakii
Lineage: Eukaryota; Fungi; Ascomycota; Saccharomycetes; Saccharomycetales; Saccharomycetaceae
Gene: ALG3
Product: dolichyl-P-Man:Man(5)GlcNAc(2)-PP-dolichol alpha-1,3-mannosyltransferase
Exons: 1
Coding region: 1-1356 (451 amino acids)
Cellular component (GO): endoplasmic reticulum
Molecular function (GO): dol-P-Man:Man(5)GlcNAc(2)-PP-Dol alpha-1,3-mannosyltransferase activity
Source: RefSeq, a predicted model, not a curated record
AUGGCUGAGAACGCUGGAAACCAAGGAGAACCAGAGCCCCAAGUCAAAACUCAAACUGAAUUUGUCAGGCCUCCCAUUGACCUUUGGCGAGAUAUAAAAAAUGCCUUCAAUUUUCUCUUAUUUGAUCCUCGAUGCUAUGCGCUCCUGAUACCAAUGAUUCCUUUAUGUGAAUCAGUUAUGUUAAAGGCCAUCAUCCGCUUUGUUCCCUAUACAGAAAUAGAUUAUCAGGCGUAUAUGGAGCAGAUUGAGAUGAUUACCGUUCGCGAUCAACUGGACUAUUCCAAAAUUAAGGGGUCGACAGGUCCGUUGGUCUACCCAGCAGGUCACGUAUGGCUAUACCGAUUGAUGUAUUGGCUGACCGACGGCAUGAAUAACGUAAAAGAGGGACAAGCUUUCUUCAGUUUUUUGUAUCUAUUGACGAUGGUAUCACAAGUGGUACUAUAUCAACAGCUGAGUUUACCACCCUGGUGCGCCAUACUUGCGUGUUUCUCCAAGAGGCUUCAUUCGAUUUAUGUGUUGAGACUGUUCAAUGACUGUUUUACGACACUCUACAUCAUCUGGACAGUACUACUGCUGGUUAUUGCCGCCAAGCAAACGGUGUCAAAAAGAGCGAAGAAACUACUGGCGUUUGCCGCAGCUAUCACCUACAGUAUCGCAGUAAGCAUAAAGAUGAAUGCACUGCUGUACCUGCCGGCAGUCACGGUCUCGCUGUAUCUCGUCAACGGUGCAAAUCUCGCACUCACCGCGAUCAACGUGCUUACGAUUCUUGCCUGGCAGAUCCUCGUCGCCCUCCCGUUCCUCAGAUCGCAUCCCUACGACUACCUCCAGUGCGCAUUCAAUUUCAGGCGAGAGUUCAUGUACAAAUGGAGCGUCAACUGGCAGUUCCUGGACGAGGACGGCUUCCAAAACCCGUGGUUCCACCGCAUGCUGCUUCUCAGCCAAUUCGUCAGCAUCCUCACCAUCAUCCUGAUCACCUUCCCCGCCCUCCCAGCCAUGCUGCUGCGCUCGCUGAGACGCCCGGCCACCACUUUCCCAACCCUCCUCUCAGAAUCGCCCAUCGCAUUCGUCCUCGUCGCCACAAACUUCGCAGGUGUCCUCUUCUCCCGCUCCCUGCACUACCAAUUUCUCUCCUGGUACCACUGGACCAUCCCCUGUCUCUUCCACUACGCCCGUAUCCCGUGGCUGCUGGCUCCAGCAUGGUAUUUUGCCCACGAAUGGUGCUGGAACUCUUUCCCGCCCAAUUCUGCCGCCAGUGCCCUCCUGUUCACCCUGAACGCCUCUCUACUUCUCUCACUGGUCUGCCACAUUAAUUCCACCACCCCACCGCCACACUCCGCCAACAAGAAGCUCCAAUAG